GCAGGAAAACCUUUUACUAUAAAAAUAUGGCUUACAUAAAGCCUGUUGAAUUUGCAUUAGGCUAUGAUAAUAAUAAAAAAUUUAGAACAGCCCAAUAUAUUUCAAUAGAAGAUUUGAUAUGUAUGCUGUACUCAAGACACAUCAACAAUACUGGAUUCUGGCUGAAACACAGUAGUACUUCAGGUGUAUUUACAGACAUUUCUAGUGGAUCACUAAUGCAAUCAAUUGCAAUAUCUAGUGAAAAGAUAAUAUACCUCAUGUUGUUCCAAGAUUCCUUUGAAGUUACAAAUCCUAUUGGUUCAGGAAAGAAAAAACAUAAAACACUAGCUGUUUAUCUGACAUUAGCAAAUAUUCCGUCCCAAAAACAAUACACAUCCAAUCAACUACAAUUAGUGCUUAUGUGUCGAGAUGUUGAUUUUAAGUUUUUUGGCUUAAAGAAGGUGUUUGCUCCUUUAUUGUCUGAUUUACAGGAAAUUUCAAUGUCUGGUGUUGCUAUUUCUGACACCUUGACAUUAACAAUAAAGCUUCUAUGUAUACUGGGUGAUAAUCUUGGAUCACAUGCUAUUGGAGGUUUUUGUGAAAAUUUCAGCACAGCUCAAAACUUUUGUCGAUACUGCUUAGUGACACGCAUCGAAUUUGAUACAAAUCCUCACUUUUGUGGCCCUGAAAGAACAAAAGAAAUACAUAAUAGAAGCUUGCUUGAACUAGCAAACUGUGGUUUAAACAACUUUGAAGGCGUCAAAUUUCAGUCACCUUUUAAUGAUAUUAGUGAUUUUCAUGUCUCCACUGGUUUGCCACCAUGUCUAGCUCAUGACUGUUUUGAAGGAUUAGUAUCACAAGAUAUGUAUCUUUUUAUUAAGUAUUUUGUUACUAAGCGAUGGUUUUCUUAUAACAACCUAAAUAGAAGAAUAAAUCUACUUAAGUAUUUAGAAAAUGAUGCACAAGACAAACCAUGUGAAGUUAACAAAAUAUCGUGCACAAAGAAGCUAAGUGGCCAUGCAGUACAAAACUGGGUGUUUUUGUGUUUGUUUUCCAUAAUUAUUGGAUCAUAUGUAACUAAUUAUGAGGACUCUGUGUGGUUACUGUAUCUUAAAUUAAAACAAAUUAUGGAGUUGGUUUGUUCUCCAAAGAUUGAUCUUGCACAUAUUGCAUACCUACAGACAUUAAUACACGAGUAUUUGUCUGGACGAAAGAAACUGUUUCCUUAUAAUAAACUUUUACCUAAACAUCACUAUUUGUGUCAUUACCCACAGCUUAUACUACGAUAUGGCCCUCUCAUACGUGUAUUUACACUGCGAUUUGAGAGCAAGCAUUCUUAUUUUAAACAAUGUGCUCGAAAUUAUCAUAAUUAUAAACACUUAUGCAAAACAUUGACUAGCACCCAGCAAUUGCUGCAAGCAUACAACAAUUCAAGCAUUACAACCCAGGAAUAUUUUUCUAUUGAUUCCUUCUUGUUUAAUGGAACAAAUUUCAAUUCUUUAAUAAACAGUUUAAUAUUAAAUACAUGUGGUCAGUUUCCGUAUGAUGUUUCAACGCAUGUUAUUUUUCGUGGCACACAUUACAAGAAAAAUCUCUUUUUAUUGUGUGAGUUUUCAAAAGAUUAUGAGUUUCCAAUUUUUGGAAAAAUAUUAGUUAUUUUUAUAGAUCCAAGCUGUAGCAUUCCUCGGGUUAUUGUUGCAAUUCAAAAGACUGAGUUUGUCCAUGAACUUGGUUUAUAUGAAAUAUUUGGUUCUACAGAUAAAAUUAUAUGUCUUGCACUGCCAUGCUUAAUUGACUAUCUGCCUUUACCAGCUUACAUAUACCAGCAUCGAAAGAUGGUUUCACUUAAACAUGCAGUGUCAUGUUCAGUGUCAAGAUUUGAGAACAGAUAAAUAAUAAUUUAAUAAAUAUUAGUUCAAAUCAUUUAUUUUUAUAAAAUAUUUUGUUUAAAAUUUCAACUAUUAAUUUUUUUAAAUGUUUCUAGUUUUAAAUUUUUAAAUAGUCAUGAUAACAAUAAUGUUAAAAAAUCUGUUUUUUAAACUAACUGAUUACCCUGAUUUAUAAAUUAACCCUGAUAAUUUAUUAAUUAACCUAAUUAACCCCUGAUACAUUUGCGCUAUUCUCUUAUAUAAUAUUAAAUCAUUACAGAGUUAACAGUGUUUUUUGUUUGUGUAGGUGAUGGAAUUUAUUAAAACCAGCAUCAUUAGAAUCCUACCAUCUAUAGGUGCAACUUUAUUAGAGCAACUUGAAAAUAGUUUGGAGCUGGAUGUUGGAGUGGAGACUCAAGCAGAUCUUCAUUUAGUUACAUUUGAAGACUUGUUUGGCCUAAAACCAAUACAAAAACGAAAACUACUUCAAUCAUGGUUAUCAAAUAAUGUGGCUGAUUCCAACAUGUUGACACCAGCAUUGAUGACUUUGUCGUCACCAUGUAUACCCUGCUUUUCUACUGAAAUUUUAGCAGCAGAAGGAUCUUCUGUGGCAUCAAAUUAUUUUGGACCUUCUGAUUGGUGCAUGUUGUUUAUGUACCAUGGGGAAAAAUAGAUAAGAAAACGAUUGAAAAACUAGAAUCCGGUGAACGUCUUUGUGCAACAGAAAUAACGGCAAUGGUGUGGAUAGUAUUGGACGAAGUUAGAUCAGUUUGUCUAAAGCCGUUGAAAAAACACUUGGAUAUUAUUGCAUCCAUAAUUGUUUUAAAAUAUCCAAAAGCAUUGAAGGAUGAAUACAAUGGUAAUUUGAUAGGUAGUGGUCAUGAUAGUCUGACAUUACAAUUAGUCAAUCGGUAUGAUUAUCUUCAGCGCCCACGUCGUGCUUUGCCAGAAGUGGAUUUUGAAGUAGAAAAAGUAUCUGCUCAAGACGAUGAAACAAAACAUCCUUUUAUGAAUAGAAAGAGAGAUAGUUAUGGAUGUCUCAAUUAGGAAUGUACAGGAUUGCUUAGCUCACAGUCUACUCCAGCUGAAAAACUGUACAGGUUGCAGCGAAGUGCUAUAAAUGGGAACUUAGUUCUGCUCCCAGAAUUGAUGCAACAGUUUCCAGAGCUGUUUACGGUGAGCGGAUUACUGAAUCACUUUGAUGUGUUAAUGGGUGGCUUAAAAGCCACUGAAAAAUUAACAACUUCAUUAGCUGACCAAAAAUUAGCAGCAUUUUUUUUCAACUGUAAAUCUAAAAAUGAACACAUAAAAAAGCUAUGCAAUCAAUGGAUGAGCUAAAUGUUGCAACUGCUUCUGAUCUACCUGUGGCUCCUAGCUUGAUGACUGCAUUGGUCUUUCUUUUUGAUGAAAAGUUGCAUUGUCUUUUUUUGUUGAUGGAUG
This is a messenger RNA of Hydra vulgaris (swiftwater hydra), 3287 nucleotides long. RefSeq lists its product as uncharacterized. Lineage: Eukaryota; Metazoa; Cnidaria; Hydrozoa; Anthoathecata; Hydridae. The record is from RefSeq and is a predicted model, not a curated record.